GCCCGGCCACGCCGGAACAGAGCUGUGCCGGCCCCUGAGUCCCGUACAGGGACAAAUCCCCCUCCGAAAGCGUCGGCAGGGCGUGAAGGAGCCCCUUUUCCACUGCCCUCAGCCAGGCUCCGCUCCUUGCCCAUCUGCCGUGGCCGCUGGGCUGCGGGCCGUGGGGGACGCUGCCCCCGCCUUGGCUGCCUCCGCUGAUUUAUGAUACCCAUGGCUACUUGGAUUUAUUUCUGCACCCCGUUUGUUUCCUGGGGGUGGAUUUGUUCCAGUCUACGCAGUUGUGCCGUAUCCCAGAGGGUCCCGAACAGUUCCCCGCUGUGCUCCAAGCAGAGCUUCCGAAACUUCACAUCCCCUCACCCAGCCUGGCAGCGACCCCCGAGAGUUGCUUAUGGGGGAAGGAGCUGCCCAUCCAGCUGCAGCACCACCCUGCCAGAUGUGCCUCCAGGCUGUGCUGCGCCUGCAGCCCGCUCCAGAGAUCCUUCCCUGCCUCCUGCACUGCUGACCACCAACUGCACGGGGUCCCUGACCUGGCCCUGCGGGUCCUCCAACGGCUUGUGCCGUGGACUGCUGGGCUCCCCCCCACGCUCAGCAUGCCCUUUUCUGGUGCAGCCAGACCUUCCCAGGAAUCACUCUGGAGCUUGAGGCCAUCCUCUAGGGUAAGCAUUUUUCAUCCUUUCCAAACGUGAAAAGACUGGCCCUCUGUCUGGAUCCCCCUCCCGCCAAAGCAGCACGAGAGCGGUUCUUUGGGAAAGGUGAUCCCGCCAAGGUGCUGCCUGUGCCGGGCUGCUCUCCCAGCUAGCGCACGUCUCCCGUUCCCGGUAGGAAAUGGAGUCCAAGGUCUCCGAGGGCGGCCUCAACGUCACCCUCACCAUCCGGCUGCUGAUGCACGGCAAGGAAGUUGGAAGCAUCAUUGGGAAGAAAGGAGAGACUGUGAAGAAGAUGCGUGAGGAGAGCGGGGCAAGGAUCAACAUCUCAGAGGGGAACUGCCCUGAGCGGAUUGUGACCAUCACUGGCCCCACCGAUGCCAUCUUCAAGGCUUUUGCCAUGAUCGCCUACAAAUUCGAGGAGGACAUAACCAACUCCAUGAGCAACAGCACCGCUACCAGCAAGCCUCCAGUGACACUGCGGCUGGUGGUGCCUGCGAGUCAGUGCGGGUCCCUCAUCGGCAAGGGGGGCUCCAAGAUCAAGGAAAUCCGGGAGUCCACAGGUGCUCAGGUCCAAGUGGCGGGGGACAUGCUGCCCAACUCCACAGAGCGGGCGGUGACAAUCUCGGGGACACCCGACGCAAUUAUCCAGUGUGUCAAACAGAUCUGUGUGGUGAUGCUGGAGGUACAGUCUGUAACAAAGAGGUCCCCACCAAAAGGUGCCACCAUUCCCUACCGCCCAAAGCCCGCCUCCACCCCUGUCAUUUUUGCAGGUGGUCAGGUAAGAGCCGACCCGCUUGCAGCCUCCACUGCCAACCUCAGCCUUUUACUGCAGCACCAGCCGCUGCCCGCCUAUACAAUUCAGGGACAAUACGCUAUUCCACACCCAGAUCAGUUGACCAAGCUCCACCAGUUGGCUAUGCAGCAAACCCCCUUUACUCCCCUUGGACAGACCACCCCCGCUUUCCCUGGAGAAAAGCUGCCCUUACAUUCCUCCGAAGAAGCUCAAAAUCUGAUGGGCCAGUCAUCAGGUUUGGAUGCCAGUCCCCCGGCCAGUACUCAUGAACUCACCAUUCCCAAUGAUUCGGUUGGGGAUCAAUCUGCAGCACAAAGUGCCUGUUGGACUUUACUCCGUCGGUAGCUUGCCCAGGUACAAUCCUUAAUGCUCCAUUUUCCUUUCCAAGUGAACUCAGUGCUCAUGAAACAUGCCCAGUUGACAGCAUUGGGAAAGGGAGAGAGCUCCCAUGCCAGCUCUGAUUAAACUCUUAAUUGCUUAAUCAGGCCGUGGCGGGUCUGAGAUGAUGUUCCAGCUCAAGGGUAGUGAUGGGCUGGGGUGGUGGGGGAGAGGAGGUAAGUAAGUGACAUUUCUGAUGCCACAAAGUGCCACAUAAGUGUCUGAAGGACAGUGUGUUUCAGUACUGCUGGCAGGCAGCUGUGGGGUCUGAUAGGUGGAAGCUUUGUGGUAACAUGGGUGCUGGACUGGGAUAUUUGCUGGGAGGAGGCUGGAGCCAUGUUGAGCUGGGAGGAGGUGGGAUGGAGAGCAUGACACAGCCACCACCUGGAUCCAUGAGCCUCACUUGCUUCUGGACUGGUUUCUGUGGAUUAAGACCCAGUCUGUGCUCAGAUCAGGAUGAGGGCAAGUGGAGGCAUGACAUCCAGUCUCUGUUCCCAUGUCCAUCACUAACAAGCACCUUUAGCCCAUCCUCAUCAGGAGUCUCUGGAUAGGGCCUGGCAGCAGUUGCUCUUUCUUCCUGCUGUUCAGCAGCAGCUGGCAGUGCCCUGGAAGGUCAGCAAUCCCGGCUGCAGCUGCCAGGCACCUCUGCCAAGACUUGUGUUCACCCAAGAAACAUGCAGUGCAAGAGCCUGUGAGCACCUGCUGGCUGAAACCCUUGGAGAUGCUUCACCCUGGGUCAAAUCACCACGGGAGGGAUCUGCAGAGCAGACAGUGGGGGCUGAUCCCAGAUCUGCUCCACCCAGCAAGGAUCCCUCUCCAGGAAGCUGCAGAGAGCUCUGCAAGCGCUCCUGAGGUUCCAGGAGCCAUGUCUGCUGAGCAUGCAGGACUGUAGCAGUGAAGGUAUCUUCAGAAAUAUGAAGAGACCCCUUGCGAAAGAACUCACAUGGGAGGAAAGGAUGCCAGGAGACCUCUGAGAGCUCAGGAGCACUUGGAGUGUUCACUCACCAGCGGCCGAGCUCUCACCAGACCUGGGAGAUAUUAGAUGUUAUCACCUGGACCUUGAAAACCUGCUCCUUAGCUCUCCCCAUUGUUGUUUCAAUGCCUUUAAAAAACCCACUGAACUCUCUCAGGAAGCAGAGGACAGGUUUGUGUUCCUUUAAGAGUCACCAGGUGUGUUUUAGUGGUGUAGCUUGGAGUUGUGCUACAGCGGAAUGAAAUCGGAUGAUACCCAUCUUGCUGCUCCUCUGACUGUCAGAAACUUGAAUGUUGUUCACCUUGGGUGUAGCUGAGCAUCUGCCUAAAUAAAACCUGCUCCUCAAGUCUCUCCAGCAGAUUUUCAUUUGCUAAACCAGCUCGGAGUUAUUUCUGUGAUGUGAAGACCAGGAUGGGCUGAACAUCCUCCCACAGACCCUGGGACAAUGUAUAUUGACAAUGGGACAAUAUACACCUUUCCAGUGUAUAUUUAGGUCCAUAUGGGAUAAACCACCAUGGCAGCCCCAUGGUCUGAUCAAAGGAUCAGGGAGUAUUUGGAGGAGUAAUCAUCUUUACUUAUACUGUACAGAAAUCCAGCAGCUGCCAAGAUGAACAUCCCGUGUAUAAAAUGCCCUUGGAAAAGAGCUUAAACGGCCUAAAAGAGCAUGCAGAGCACUUCAUGCCUGUAUUGGUCAAGCUGGAUAUCCCCGUAUGUGUUACCAAGCUUUGGAGAUGAUUUGAGGAGGAUGCACAAAUGAGCAAAGACCGUUGAAGAAAGUCAAAACACUGAGGAUCAUGGUGGAAAUUCAAGGGAUGAACAGUUGAGGAAAUUCAAGUCUCCAUCUGGCUCUCAUUUUUUCAGAAGUGUAUGAAAGACGUGUUUUUACGCAGAGUCCACCUCUUCUGUGGGUGCCCACUUGUGCCUGCUGGUGAGCCACUGGAUUGCACCAAAAGAGCUGGAGGGGGUAGCAGAGGCACUGAGGCUGUCUCAGUGGGAUAGAAGAAAUGUGGGAUGGGGUCACUGCACCAGCUGAUGAGGGGACUCCUGGGGUUGGCCUGUCCCCAGUGAAGGCAGCAGGCUUGUUUCCUUCUAGUAAUGUGUCCAAACCACCUUUGGGUUUGCUUUGGCUGGGAAGGGGAUAAGUACUUGCAAAACAUUGACCAUUGAUUAAACCAUGAAAAUUAUUAUUACUGAAAUGAGCCCUCCUUGAAGCCCUCUGAGGUGCUGGGCAUCAUGUGCAGAUAAUGGAGAUUCUUCCCCACAAGGAGCAGAGCAGGGCAGGACUCUGGAUGUGUCCUUGGAGGACCGUGCUCACACGCUGGUAGGAAUCACCCUGGGCUGUCCCUCUCCCGUUUUCAUGAGCAUUAAGGUCACUCUUGUCCCAGGCGUGCUCACAUCCUGCUGGUGACUGCCAGAGCCGCUGCUUCUCAGACAUUC
Messenger RNA from Zonotrichia albicollis (white-throated sparrow), 4228 nucleotides. Lineage: Eukaryota; Metazoa; Chordata; Aves; Passeriformes; Passerellidae. The record is from RefSeq and is a predicted model, not a curated record.